GUGAUUUCAGCCAGUAACAGGCAAGUGCAUUACUUGACCACCCUUUCAAGCUUGUUGUCCAUUGCCAACCCUCAAUAUCUCGAUCUUGUGGACGCAUUCGGAGGUUGAAUUCCGCUUUUCCUUUGAAGAUAAUGAUGGGGAGAAGAGCUCGACCUACAGCUGAUACACACUCGAUUGCGGUAACCCAUUCCUGCCGACCCUUCUGCGCUUUCACCACCUUUCCCUUCACACUUUUGUCUCCUUCUGCUACUGUCAUUACUUGAGAAGACAAGGUAGUACCAACGUUAUAUCCUGUCUUGUCCAUGUUAUAGAUGUUUUCUGGCAAGUAGUGAUAUUGAUUGCGGAGUGCUGACAUCUCGGUAAACCAUCUCUUGAUGAGUGUCAUCUCACAUCCAUCGAUUCGAGCUAUAUCCAGGGCGCGAGACCAUGUGGUUUUGACUUCAGGAUGUCGGUUCUUGAACUUUUGAAGCCAAUUGACUCCAAGAGGUAUGAUGAUGUUAUUGGGAUUGGGAUUGUGAGAGAGCAUGAGUCGGUUUUGACGAAGAUUCUUUGCGAUCUCGGUAAUGUGAGCAGGGGAUGGGGGGUGACCGCUCUGAGAAGAUCUACGGAUAUAAUUGACGAUGCAGUCUUCUUCUUCAGGAGUCAGAGCUUGAAGACGGCGAUGUGAUUCCUCACGGGAGGAAGGGGAGUGGGACAAUCGGUAAGACAGGGUAGAUUGGCUUACACCAAAAUACCGUGCGAUUUCUCGUUGACUUUGGCGUUUGGAAGGGGGUAGAUGUUUCUGG
This is a messenger RNA of Tremella mesenterica DSM 1558, 785 nucleotides long. RefSeq lists its product as uncharacterized. The record is from RefSeq and is a predicted model, not a curated record. Bases 446 to 667 code for a protein of 73 amino acids. The transcript has a single exon. NCBI's taxonomy places the organism in Eukaryota, Fungi, Basidiomycota, Tremellomycetes, Tremellales, Tremellaceae.